This is a messenger RNA of Quercus robur (English oak), 1461 nucleotides long. RefSeq lists its product as uncharacterized. The transcript is spliced from 2 exons. Bases 1 to 1461 code for a protein of 486 amino acids. The record is from RefSeq and is a predicted model, not a curated record. Lineage: Eukaryota; Viridiplantae; Streptophyta; Magnoliopsida; Fagales; Fagaceae. Gene Ontology annotation, molecular function: zinc ion binding; nucleic acid binding.
AUGGAUCAAGAUGUAGUGAAUAGUUUGGGAAACUUGAAGCUCACAAAAGAAGAAGAAGAGGAUAUUGUUAUUACUAAUAGCAACAGUUCUGAAAUUUUUGAAGAAUGCUCUCUGAGCUUAUUUGGGCGUCUACUUUCAGAUCGCCAUCAAAAUCUUAGAGCUGUGAAGAACACUCUAAAAGCAGCUUGGAAAAUGGGCUCUGAUCUGAGAAUAGUGGAAGUGGGUAAUAAUAUUUUGCAGUUUAAGUUUGGGUCUAGAUACCAGUUAGAGUGGGUGGAAAGAAGUGGCCCAUGGAAUUUUGAUAAUAACCUCCUUCUUCUUUGCCGGUGGAGGAAAGGUUUGACAUCAAAAAACAUUACUUUCUUUCAUUCUCCUUUUUGGGUGCAAAUUUGGGGUCUGCCAUUUGAGAAUAUGACUGAAGAUAUUGGAAGAGAUAUUGGCAAUAAAAUUGGAAGAGUGUUGGAGGUUGACAAGAGAGCUAUACAAACAGACCAAGCAAAGUUUUUAAGAAUAAGAGUUGAGGUGCAAAUUGAUAAACCUCUCCGUAGAGGGGGGUAUGUGAAGAAUGAUGAAGGUGGAAGAUUUUGGGUGGAUUUCAGGUAUGAGAGGUUGCCUACUCUCUGUUAUAGAUGUGGAAUACUUGGGCAUGAUGAAAAACAUUGUCAAGGUAGUUCACUGGAGCAAUUAUCAGGGAGGCAAUAUGGUAAAUGGCUGAAAGCUAGUGGAGUUUUGAAAUUUGGAGGUAAAAAAGAAAGGCUGAAAGAGCAGUCCGUGGCUGAGAAAGGAGGCUUGGCUUCCAUGGUGGUGGACGGUAAUGCUAGAAAAGGAAGUGGGGCGGGCAGCCAAAGCUCGCCAGCGAUGGUGGUUGACAGGAAUGUAGAGGCGGAGAAGGGUGCAACGCUCAUGAUGGAGGCGGAUCAGUUGGAGCAUGAGAUGAAUCCUGAUAUGUCAAGUCAUAGGAAACACGGUGAGCAGGCCAGAUGGGAAGAGACGUUGACAGGAGCUUUGAACAGUGUGGAGGAGCAGAAGACAAGUGAUGGGCAGAAUGAAGAGAGAACUAGUUCGGUAAGGACUAAUUGGAUUAGGACUGAAGCUGGUCAACAAGUAGUUAGAAAGCCAUUUGGGCCAGAUACUAAUGGGGCUGGUAGUGUAAGCCCACAAAGAAUAAAUGAGAAUGAAGGCUUAAGUGGGGAAAAGAAGAAUGGGCUGAAUUUAAAUGAGCUUGAAAGGAAAAAGCCCGUGAGGUUAGAAGAAAAAGAGCACUCUUUGGUGGACCGGACACAGCCUCCUUGUCCAGACCGUGUGAUUGCCCAAGGAACUAAAGGGAGAAUUAAAAAGAUCGCUAGAGAAAAAGGGAAAGCCCAAGAGGUGGUGAAGUCAAAAAGAGCCCAAGAGGAAGGGGGUGCAAAUUUAUUUGAUGAAACGGUGGUGACUGCUGAGCAGCACCGCAUAGACCAAUGA